Molecule: messenger RNA, 7494 nt
Organism: Cricetulus griseus (Chinese hamster)
Lineage: Eukaryota; Metazoa; Chordata; Mammalia; Rodentia; Cricetidae
Source: RefSeq, a predicted model, not a curated record
CCGCGGAGGCCUAGGGGUGAGAGGGCAGCCAGAGUUAGAGAUUUGGAGGAGGCGGGGGCCCGGAGAAAGCACGUGUUCGCAUCCCUUUCUUCCUGCUCUUUAUUCCUUUAUUCUUGGGGGUUGAUAGCUGCGGGGACAGCCCGGGGCCCGGUGUAUGGCCACGGAGUUACAGCGUCAGGACUCCAUGCCCUGUCACAACCGGCAAGUACACUCUACUUCUACCCCUAGUCCCGAGCGUCUGCGAGCAGACGACCAGAUCCUGGAUCAUGCCGAAGAAAAUAACGCUGCUAUGGCUAAGCUGACUCUCCUCCCCGGGCACGCCCAUUCUAGCGUGCUCUCAGAUCGGGACUCUCAGGCCUGCUGUGGCACUAAUCUUCACUCUGAGAACCACAGUGAUAGUAGCAACUACGAGGCACCUGUCGGCGACUCCCUCCUAGGGGACUGUGAACUCUCCCGACAGAUCGGGGCACAGCUUAAGCUGCUGCCUAUGAACGAUCAAAUCCGGGAGCUGCAGACUAUCAUCCGGGACAAGACAGCCAGUAGAGGGGACUUCAUGUUUUCUGCGGAUCGUUUGAUCAGACUUGUUGUAGAAGAGGGACUGAAUCAGCUGCCAUAUAAAGAAUGCAUGGUGACCACGCCGACAGGACACAAAUAUGAAGGAGUGAAAUUUGAGAAAGGAAAUUGUGGGGUCAGCAUAAUGAGAAGCGGUGAGGCAAUGGAGCAAGGUUUACGAGACUGCUGUCGAUCCAUACGAAUUGGGAAGAUCCUGAUUCAGAGCGAUGAAGAGACACAAAGGGCCAAAGUGUAUUAUGCCAAGUUCCCCCCAGACAUCUAUCGCAGAAAAGUCCUUCUGAUGUAUCCAAUUCUCAGCACUGGAAAUACUGUAAUUGAAGCUGUAAAGGUUCUGAUAGAACAUGGAGUUCAACCCAGUGUUAUUAUCCUACUCAGUCUCUUCUCCACUCCCCAUGGUGCCAAAUCAAUCAUUCAAGAAUUUCCAGAGAUCACAAUUCUAACUACUGAAGUUCAUCCUGUUGCACCUACACAUUUUGGACAGAAAUACUUUGGAACAGACUAAGUUAUUAAAGGAAAAGGAAAUACUUUGCAUAAUAUUAUGGUUGUAAAUGGAUUUAAUACUUGUUUUUACUAAUUUGUUGGAGAAAUAAUGGAGAAAUACAUUAGGAAUAUCUUUUAACAUUGGAUAUAGGUAUAGCAACAGGAAAUUAUUGGAAGUUUAUUGUUUGAUUUGGUCACUUCUUCAUAUGUGGUACCAAAUUUGACAAUGAAGCACACCCACGGUGCUUAGAAAGAUAGAAAUUUAAUUGUUUGCUCAUGGAAGUCACUCAACUGUCACCCAGUGCAUGGAAACUAUUGAACUUGUGACCCUCUUGGUUUGGAGGUUGCUUGCAGCUGCAGACAAUCCCAAACAAGAGUUAGUUCUUUAGCACACUGCGGUUUACAUUUUCUUUACUGUGCUUUUAGCUCUAGGGUGGCUUUCUGUAUGUGGCUGUUGUCACCCUCUAUACUCUGUAUUUCCAUGUACUAUAUAUACAGGUCCUUUGGAGAAGAGAGAACAAGAAUAUAUCCUGGAAUCUUAUAUUGCCAUUACUGUCCUUGCUUAAGUUUCAGACCAAGAUGUUGGUUAACUCUUCAGCUAAACUGUUGUGUUCCUUAUGGCUCAUUUCCCAAACUGGGUAUUGAGGGAAGGUACUUGUCUAGCUGUAAUCCAGUGAAAAAGAUGGCAGGCCCUUUUCAGUAUCUGAAUCUGUAACAUGAUCUACAGAGACUGAACCACGAAUGCCCGAUCCCGACAAGAGACAAUUUCUAUAGAAAGGAAUUGGGUAUUUUUUCUAAGGUGUGCAGGACAGUGGAGGCUUUGCUGCAUUUCAUGGCUGAUAAGUAAAUCAACACGGUUUUUUAAAAUUUAGUUGUUUCUACUAGUUGCCUUUGGUUUGGAACUUCGGUAUUUUGCAUGUUUUACACUAUAGCUGUAUUAAAAUAGAGAAAAACUAAUGUUCUUUCAAAAUAUGUAAGGUUUCUAUGUGCUCAUAUUUAAGCUUUUGAAAGGGAGAGAAACAAUCUUAGACUUAAUCUUUGCACUUUUGAAAUGUGCUUAUAAAACCCUGAUCCCACUUUACAUUGAUAUUAAAACUUCUAACUGUGGUGGCUGGAUAAUUACUUGAUUAAUUCCACUUUCAUGGCCCCACGCCAUGAGAGUCUGUUAAAAGCAUAAGAAAGAGUGGAAGCCAGGUUCUUAGAAAGAACCAAAGCUGUAAGACCAGUGAGGGUCAGGGGAGGAAAGCACCCUUGAGUAGAUUGACUGGAUUUUUACCCUAUGAUUCUAGACUACUAGUGUUCACUGUACUUUUACUUUUGUUGUUGUUUGUUUGGGACAGUGUUUUUCUGUGUAGCCCUGGCUCUCCUGGAACUUGCUCUGUAGACCAGGCUGGCCUUGAACUUACAGAGAUCCACCUGUCUCUGCCCUCAGAGUGCUGGGAUUAAAGGUGUGCACCACCAUGCCCAGCUACUUUAGUUUUGAAGACUAACAUGUACUAAAGUUAAAAUUCAUCUAACAGUUCUUCCAUGGCAGAAUGCUGCUUUCAAGUUCUUUUUUUUAAAGAUCUGGUCUCAUUGUGUAGUCCUAGCUGGUGUGGGAUUUCUUAUGUAGACCAGGCUGGCCUGGAACUCACAGAGCUUCUCCUGCCUCUUGACUAAAGGUGUUCACCACCUUGCCCAGCUUAAAGUUUUGUUAAUUAGGUGUCUCAGGAGUGAUGUAACAAAUUCAGAUAGACCAGAUCUAUUGAGGUUGUUUUAUUGCAUUGAAUCAUUUGGAAAGAUGAUGCUCACUUAUCUGGGUGUGGUAGUGCAUUCCUGUAACCAGACAUUGCGGAGAUUGAGGUAGGAGGAUUUUGAGUUUGAGGAUAACUUAAGUAACUGAGCCAGAUUUUAUUUCAAUUUUUUUUUGUUGUUGUUUUUUGGUUUUUUUUUUUUUUUUUUUGCCUGCCAGCCUAAGAAUUGCUGCAACUGAAUGGAAUUGGUGCUUCUUUGGAUUGCAGUAUUUUGUUUAAAGUGCUUUCCAGAGCAUGAGAUAAUUUUAUGUUCAACUGUAGGCAUAAAACCAUAUUUCAAGCAAAUUCUUUUUUGUUUUGAAACACAGUCUUCUGUAGCCCAGGCUGGCUUUGAACUUUCCGUGGAGUCAACUCUGACCUUGAUUCACUGUCUCAACUGAGUUCUGGAAUGAAGGGCUUACAACCAGCAUGCCCAUCUUAAACAGGUUCUUUUUAUAUCAUUAACCACUUAGAUCCAAAUGUCUGUUGCUUUUCAGCAAUGAACAUGAUUAAAUGCUAACUACAUUUGAUUCCCACAUGGAAAGCCUAGUAUAAACAGUAGGAAUUAUUCAAUAAGGUCAUAUUCCCCACUGAUGCUUGUACCCUACACUCCUGCAGAUAAAACUCUGCUCUCUGAAUUUUGGAAUGUUUUAUCAAACAAAUUCUUACUUGCAGGGUUAAUCACUUGCAGGACUCUAUUUUCUAAAGUCAACAUAAGAUUAACAGACUACUGAAAGUAAGAUUGACUUUAGUGACAUGAACUUCAGAGCAAUAUAAAUUGUGUAGGUUCUUUAUUGAAGAAUAAAGGCUAGAGCAAAAAUGACAUGCAAAUAACACAUAGCAGAGAUUCUCAAAGUAUGACUUGCAUCAUAAUACUUAGAGGGCUACAGAUUACUGGACCCCAGCCCUACAGUUUCUGAUUUAAUGUUUUGAUUUCCAACAUUUCUCCUUUUUAUAAUAUAAGCAUUUAAGAAUGUAAACCUUCCUAUAAGGAGUUAGCUAUUUUUUAAUAUGUUUUCAUUUUCAUUCAGGUAAAAAUAUUUUCUCAUUUUCUUUAUUUCUUCAACCCAGAGUCAUUUAAAAUCGUCAGCUAAUUGUGAAUAUUCAUACCAUUUCCCCAUAUUUUUCUUUGGUAUUAUUUCCUAAUUUAAUUCCAUUAUGGUUAGAGAAUAUCAUUGUUAUGAUUUGAAUCCUUUUAAUGAUGAGGAUUUUUGACAUAGGAUCUUGUCCAUAAACUAUUGUCAUCUGGUAAGUCUUCCAUGUUUAUUUGGAAUAUAUGCAAAUCCUGUAUUGUUUGCUAGGAAUGUCAGGUUAAGUUGGUUGAUAAAGCAGUUCAUGUUUUCUACUCUUUCACUGAUUUUUCUGUCCCCUUGUUCUAUUGAUCAUUAGAAGGAUAUUGAAAGCUCAGACUAGCCGGGCGUUGGUGGCACACGCCUUUAAUCCCAGCACUCGGGAGGCAGAGGCAGGCGGAUCUCUGUGAGUUUGAGGCCAGCCUGGUCUCCAGAGCGAGUGCCAGGAUAGGCCCCAAAGCUACACAGAGAAACCAUGUCUCGAGAAGAAAAAAAAAAAAAAAGCUCAUUCUAAAGUGUUGUGUUUGUUUCUUCUUUCAGUUCUGUGAAGGUUUUGCUUCCUGUAUUUGAAGUACUCUUGUUAGUGCAAACUGUUAGGCUUCUUGUAGUCUCUUGAGGAUAUGAUCCUUUGCCAUUUGGAAAUUGGAAGUUUGUGCCUGGUAAUACUCUUUGUGCUGAAAUCUUUUUUAGCUGAUAACAAUCCCGGCUUUCUUUUGACUAGCUUUACUUUUUUUUCUUUUUAACAUGUUUAUGUUUUAAUUUGAAUUUCUUAUAGGCAGCAUUAUGGCUGUGUGUUGCUUUUUUAAAAAUCCAAUUUGACAGUGUCUGCCUUUUGUUUCAGUGUUUAGAUAAUUUUCUUGUCAUGUAAUUAUUGGCGUGAUUGGUUUUAGAUUUCCCACCUUGUUGUUUGCCUGCUAUUUGUUCUAUAUUUUCCCUUUCUUUUGGAUUGAGUAUUAUUCAUGAUUCUGUUUUGUGUCUUGAUGACAUUUGUGUCAACUCUUUCCACUGAGUCAACUAUUUGGGGCACUGGCAUGUACCAUCACACUUGGAUAACCCAAUCUCCUUUAAAGGAGGGCUGUUGUAUUUUUCUGAGCAUUUGCAUUUAAUAUAGCAGUUAUAUAGCAGAUAAAUUAUAGAAAUAAUAGCAUGAGUAUAUCCAACAUUUGGAGUAUUCUAUGUAAAAUAUAAAUAGAUUUGAAGCAGUUAAUCCAUCUUAUAAAGCCAUUAUAUAUACCACAAUAUUUUUAUAUUAAUAUGAUUAUUUCCCUUUGUCUACCAUUAUUUGAACUUUAUGAUAAGCUUAUAUUAAACUGCUUGUUAUAUUGAUUUGUUAACUUCUCAUAUCAGUCAUUUGCCAUUGAUAUCACAUCUUGAAGAAACUUAAAUAAUUGUUCAAUACUUAUAAUUAUCAAUGCAUUCAGUGACCUGUUUAACAUACUUGAAUGUCACCAGCAAUGCUCACCUUCUAACAGAUCAUAUAGAGAUAGCAUAGUUGCUUUAUUUCACAAAUCACUAAGAUAGCCAUUAUAUUUCCCUCCAAAUAAUUGGCUCUUAACCAUGGGCCAGAUAUUCUUAGGGAAAAAUGAUAUCAUAGUUCAGUCAGACUUGUUUGUGUCCAGGUUCCAAGUCAGUAUAUUAGUUUAUUUGAGCUAUUGUAACAAAAUACCAUACUGCAUGGUUUUAACAAUAGAAAUAGUUUUGGAGGCCACAGGUCCAAGAUCAAAGUGUUGAUAAGUUUUUGUAGUUUUCAGAGGCCUUUCUUUGACUUUACUUCCCAUGGUCUUAUCCCUGUAUGGAUGUCCUUGGUGUUCCUUUGUAUGUUCAGAUUUUCUCUUCAUAAGACUGUAGUCAGAUUGUAUUAGGGGCUAUUUAAUGGCUUUGUUUUAACCAAAUCACUUCCUUAAAAGCCCUAGCUCCAAUAUAGUCACAUUCUGAGGUAUUGGGAAUUAGAACUUCAAUAUGGAUUGAGGAGGCACUUAUUUGUAACAACAUGCUUGUAACGACAAAACUAGUCAUCUUCUGUCAAUCCACAGGCUUUUAUUGAGACGGUUCUCAUAUGUGUUAUGUGGCAGGGCCAUUUCUUUUCUGUAUUAUUAUUACUUUUUAUUUUUGAGAUAGCAUUUCAUUAUAUAGCUUUGGCUAGCCUGGUGCUUACUAUGCAGACCAGGCUGACCUUGAACUCACAAAGAUCCACCUUCUUCUGCCUCUGAAGUGGUGAGAUUAAAAGUAUGCACCACCACUCCUGGCAGGGCGGGUUUCUUAUGGAAAAUCUAAGGGCGUAGUUUAGAAUUAUUUCUACUUCUGCUGUGAAAUCAGGUGCAAAUUCCUUUACUUCAUUCUUGGGGUGAGAGCAAGCAGGGCAUAUUAAUGUAAGUUGUUUUGACCUUCAAGGAAUGUAUGAGUUUAGAGGUUUAUAGGAAUUCCACAAGUGUUGAUAUGUCAUUGCCUCUCACGAAGGGCUAUUGAUUCAUAGCUGGGUCAGGCUCCAGCUGUUUUAAAUUGGUCUAAAGACUCUAUUUGCUCAGCUGUGAGUCAGAACACUGUCCAUCUUGAUUCAGGAAUCUGCCUGACCCAGGUUGCUAAAGCCUUACUGUCUUUCCAGACUGAUUGCUUUCCUUUUCCUGCUCUCUGGAAGAGUGACCCUUCUACUCUUCUAAUCCACUUAACUCACCAUUUUCUUCUGAAUGCUACUCAUUAAAAGGAAAUUCACUUUGCUCUAGCAGUCACACUACUGAGUAUAUAAGCAGAGAGAAUAAAAGUAUCAUGCUGAAGAGACAUCUGCACUCCCAUGUUCAUUGAAGCAGUAUUCUCAAUAAUUAAAAAAAUGGAAACAGGGCUGGAGAGAUGGCUCAGAGGUUAAGAGCACUGACUGCUCUUCCAGAGGUCCUGAGUUCAAUUCCCAGCAACCACAUGGUGGCUCACAACCAUCCAUUAUGAGAUCUGGUGCCCUUUUCUGAUGUGCAGAUAUACAUGGAAGCAGAAUGUUGUAUAUAUAAUAAAUAAAUAAAAAAUCUUUUAAAAAUGUAUUAAAAAAAGAAAUGGAAACAGCCAAAGUGAACAUCAGGUGAUGAAUGUAUAAAGAAAGCAUAGUACAUUUAUACAGUGGCAUACUAUUCAUCCAGGCAAAGGAAUGAGUUUGUGACAAAACUGGAUGCAACUGGAGAUUAUGUUAAGUGAAUAAAACAAGCCAGUCACAGAAAAGCAUACACUGUAUAACUAACUUCUAUUGUAUGGAAUCUGGUGACAACUGAUCUCCUGCAGGUUGAGAGUAGAAUGUUUGUUUCCAAAAUUUGGAGAGGGAUGGCUGAAUAAGGGUCACUAAGUUAUAGUUACUUAGAUAGAAGAAAGUUCUGCUGAGCUAUUACAUAGUAGGGUGUCUGUAGAUCAUCCAUUAAUGUACUAUACAUAAAAAGUUAGAAGAAAAUAUUUUGUUUAGUUUUUGCUAUAAAGUAAUAAUGAGGAAAAAGAUAAAAGCGAUUUAAACAUUACACAAUGUGUACAUAUUCUGAAAUAGCAAUGGUAUCACAUUAAUAUGUACAAAUUUUGUUUUUAUGGAUCACUUGAAAUAAAUUUAAAUAAAAUGAAAAAUAAUAACUCAA